Molecule: messenger RNA, 438 nt
Organism: Arabis nemorensis
Lineage: Eukaryota; Viridiplantae; Streptophyta; Magnoliopsida; Brassicales; Brassicaceae
Source: the annotation of a GenBank genome assembly
AUGGCUAAGACCAUUCCGAUUCCGGUCGAUGGACCAGAAAGUAUUGAGUGGGAUCCACAAGGAGAAGGUCCGUAUGCUUCGGUCGUAUUCUCAAGUGGCGCGGCGAUGAGCUUGGUUGGGUCGAGUUCGCAUACACAUCUCCUCACAGGGAAUUGUUCAACGCAUGAAGUAGUGCCUACUUGUGGAAGGCCACUAGGACUUAGCUUUGAGAAGAAAACAGGAGAUUUGUACAUUUGUGAUGGUUACUUAGGUGUCAUGAAGGUUGGACCAGAAGGUGGCUUGGCCGAGUUGGUUGUGGAUCAGGCCGAAGGUCGGAAGGUUAUGUUUGCAAACCAAAUGGAUAUCGACGAAGAAGAAGAUGUCUUCUACUUUAAUGAUAGCAGUGACAAGUAUCAUUUCAGGGAUGUAUUUUUCGCGGCGGCGAUCCUGGAAGAGUGA